Talpa occidentalis (Iberian mole) is the source of this 2129-nucleotide messenger RNA. RefSeq names its product CDP-diacylglycerol synthase 1 (gene CDS1). The record is from RefSeq and is a predicted model, not a curated record. Lineage: Eukaryota; Metazoa; Chordata; Mammalia; Eulipotyphla; Talpidae. The transcript has 13 exons. Gene Ontology annotation, cellular component: endoplasmic reticulum membrane. The coding region runs from base 235 to 1623 and encodes 462 amino acids. Gene Ontology annotation, molecular function: phosphatidate cytidylyltransferase activity.
GCUGGCGCCGCGCUCGCUGGCGGCGGCCUCGAGCGCUCGCUCGUUGAUGCCGUUUUGGGGGUGAUCCGGCGCGGCGGCGGCGCCUCCAUGGUGGGGGCGUGUUAGUGGUCGCGGUUCCAGCGGACACGGAGUGCACGGCUGCGGGGCGGCAGGGCGGCCGGCCAGCGAGACCCCGCGCGCAGCUCGGAUUUCGGGGCGCUGCAGGAGACCGCCAGGGCCGCGCGGGAGCCGGAGAUGUUGGAGCUGAGGCACCGGGGAGGCUGCCCCAGCCCCGGGGGAGCGGCGGCUCCGCCGCCACCCCGCGAAGGAGAGGGCGCGGGCGGCGACCACGAAACCGAGAGCACCAGUGACAAAGAAACAGAUAUUGAUGACCGAUAUGGAGAUUUGGAUUCCAGAAUAGAUUCUGAUAUUCCAGAAAUUCCACCAUCCUCAGACAGAACCCCUGAGAUCCUCAAGAAAGCUUUAUCUGGUUUAUCUUCAAGGUGGAAAAACUGGUGGAUUCGUGGAAUUCUUACUUUAACUAUGAUUUCAUUGUUUUUCCUGAUCAUCUAUAUGGGAUCGUUUAUGCUGAUGCUUCUUGUUCUAGGCAUCCAAGUGAAAUGCUUCCAUGAAAUUAUCACUAUUGGAUACAGAGUCUAUCGUUCUUAUGACCUUCCCUGGUUUAGGACACUGAGCUGGUACUUUCUACUGUGUGUUAAUUACUUUUUCUAUGGAGAGACAGUAGCUGAUUAUUUUGCUACAUUUGUUCAAAGAGAAGAGCAACUUCAGUUCCUCAUUCGCUAUCAUAGAUUUAUAUCAUUUGCCCUCUAUCUGGCAGGUUUCUGCAUGUUUGUGCUGAGCUUGGUGAAGAAACAUUAUCGUCUGCAGUUUUAUAUGUUCGCAUGGACCCAUGUCACUUUACUGAUAACAGUUACUCAGUCACAUCUUGUCAUCCAAAAUCUGUUUGAAGGCAUGAUAUGGUUCCUUGUCCCAAUAUCAAGUGUUAUCUGCAAUGACAUAACUGCUUACCUUUUUGGAUUUUUUUUUGGGAGAACUCCACUAAUAAAGUUGUCUCCUAAAAAGACGUGGGAAGGAUUCAUCGGUGGUUUCUUUUCCACAGUCGUGUUUGGAUUCAUUGCUGCUUACCUGCUAUCCAAAUACCAGUACUUUGUCUGCCCAGUGGAAUACCGAAGCGAUGUCAACUCCUUCGUUACGGAAUGUGAACCCUCAGAGCUUUUCCAGCUUCAGAACUAUUCACUUCCUCCUUUUCUAAAGGCAGUGUUGAGAUGGGAAACAGUGAGUUUGUAUCCUUUCCAGAUACACAGCAUUGCUCUUUCAACUUUUGCAUCGUUGAUUGGUCCUUUUGGAGGCUUUUUUGCCAGUGGAUUCAAAAGAGCUUUCAAAAUCAAGGAUUUUGCAAACACCAUUCCUGGACAUGGUGGGAUAAUGGACAGAUUUGAUUGUCAGUAUUUGAUGGCAACAUUUGUUCAUGUGUACAUCACAAGUUUUAUAAGGGGUCCAAAUCCCAGCAAAGUGCUACAACAGUUGUUGGUGCUUCAGCCAGAACAGCAGUUAAAUAUAUAUAAAACCCUGAAGACUCAUCUCAUUGAGAAAGGAAUCCUACAGCCUACCUUGAAGGUAUAACUGGACCAAGAGAUGGGAAGGACUGGCAAUAAGGAAUUCUGCAGAAAAGCACUGACAGAUGAAAAUUUGUAAUUGUACAGAAAAAUGGUUGAAAAUGCAAUAGAUUGAAGUUUUACAGACAUGAAUGUUUCUUCUCUGAAAUUACUGUGAAUAUUUAACAAACACUUACUUGAUCUAAGUUAUGAAAUAAGUAGCAAAUUGUCAGCAAAAUCUCCUGUACUUUUUCCAAAGUGUAUUUUCUGAUGUUGAUUUCCUUCCCUUUACUUGCUAGGUUUCAUAAUUUAAAAGACUCGUGUUUCACAAAGUCAAAUACUAUAAAAUGAGUAAAUUGAGGUUGUCUUAAGGUUGCACCUGGCAGUGUGCCCUUUGCACAAAUAUUUACUUUUGCACUUGGAGCUGCUAUUGUAAUUUUAGCAAAAUGUUUUAUGUAAGGCACAAUAGGAAGUUAGUUCUUCUGCACUUCCUCCUCUUUUAGCCUGAAGUAUUUGCAGAAGGGCUGAGUUGGA